This is a messenger RNA of Aedes albopictus (Asian tiger mosquito), 2160 nucleotides long. RefSeq names its product transcription factor grauzone-like. Gene Ontology annotation, cellular component: nucleus. Gene Ontology annotation, molecular function: RNA polymerase II cis-regulatory region sequence-specific DNA binding; zinc ion binding; DNA-binding transcription factor activity. Bases 106 to 1581 code for a protein of 491 amino acids. The transcript is spliced from 2 exons. Lineage: Eukaryota; Metazoa; Arthropoda; Insecta; Diptera; Culicidae. Gene Ontology annotation, biological process: regulation of transcription by RNA polymerase II. The record is from RefSeq and is a predicted model, not a curated record.
UGACGUUGCAAACGACAUUGAACUAGCGUUGAUUUGCAACAGCAUCAGGACAGAUAUCCAGCAAGAUUUUCAGGACUCCUCCAAAAACUAUCCAGCACAUCCAGCAUGACUCCAGAUUUAAUCGAUAGAAAGUGUUUCAUUUGUUGCCAAAGAACAACCAACUUCCUUACAAUAUCAGACUCCGAAAACGAUUCCAAGUGUAACACUGGCCUUAUCAUACGACAACAUUUUUGGUUCCAGGAAAGUGAUCUGCAAGAUGGAAUCAUCUGCGAAUCUUGUUGGGAAAAGGUGAAUCAAUUUCAUCGGUUCUAUCAGGAAGUACAAGAGCUGCACGCACAGUUGGUGAAAUCUGAAACGCUAGUCGUUUUCAUCAAACAGGAUGAAGACCUGAUCGAGGAGGAUCAACUACGGAACAACUGUGUCGAGUUGACAGCGGUGGAUGAGGAACUUGAGGUUCAGUGCAAAUCAGAGCUUGCAGGAGAAAGCGACAUACAUCCAACGGAGUCGGAGUUACCAGACAAACCUCGCAAAAAGCGGAAAUACACUAGACGGGCGCCAGAGGAACGGAUAGCAAAACCGAAGAAACCAAGACCGCACAAGUUGCUGACCGCCGACGAACGGCAAGCCGAAGAUGACUAUAUCAAGCAACACACUCGCUACACAUGCCUGGAUUGUGAUCUAGUAUUCGAUGACUUCCGUGGAACCAAGCGGCACCGCCUCAAAGUCCACCAACAGGCGUAUGUAGUGUGCUGUGACCAGCAGUUUCGAACGCGAUCGUUGCUGUACCAGCACGUGCAAAGUAGGCUGAACCCGGAAUCGUUCAAGUGCGAGAUUUGCGGCAGGGUGUUCGAGCUUAGAAGGAACUAUCUACGGCAUCAGAGGGAAAUUCAUGCCGCUGAACAGGAACUGAUACACAAAUGCCAUCGGUGUCCGAAGGGAUUCGUCAAAGAAGGCGCAUUGAAGCGACACUUGGCAGAACACGAAACGCUGGACAAUGAGUUGGCGAAGUGCGACACCUGCGGGUACAAAUUCGGCACCAAGGAAGCCUUGAAGAAGCACAUCAAGGCGGUCCAUGAGGAGGCCAGCGACUACAUUUGUGAAAUUUGCUCGAAGGGCUUCUAUCGCAAGUCCUUCUUCUUGGAACAUCGAAAAACGCACGAUAUGACUGCGGAGCAGCUGAAGAAGCAGUGCCCAGUGUGCAACAAGUGGCUGAAGAGCCAUGCGUACUGGGUAAAGCACGUGCGACGGCACCGCAACGAAGGGGACCACAAGUGCCAGGAAUGCGGACACGUUUCGAUCAACUUGAUGGCACUGAAGGCGCACAUGACACGACGGCACGGUCCAAGCAGCCACAGGCGGCAUGUUUGCGAACUGUGCGGCAAAGAGUACUCGCAUGGUACAACGUUGAAGGAGCACGUGGCCAACGCGCAUACGGGAGCGCCACUGUACCAGUGCUGCUACUGUUCAAAGAGUUUUUUCUCCAAUGCCACCAUGUACGGGCACCGGAAGAAGGAUCACCCGCAGGAGUGGCUCAAGGACCACAUGGCUAAGUAUGGCGUUGGAGUGGAGAAGCAACCAUAGUCCAUGAUAAUCCGUGACGCUAUUGUCGGAAAUACAAUCUUGUUCUUUCUAGUGCUAUACACUAAGUAUAGCCAAACCACAAGCGUUUCAAUUAACUUUUGCAGAAUCCAGAUUCCCAGAGCUAAAGAUCACCUGGUUUCUUUGAACAGAAGCCAACAAAGGUUCACGAAUAGGAGUUCGUGUUGUAUAGCAGUGGAGGUAAUCGACCUGCCUGGGCCCGUAGCUCGGCCUACAGCUUGUGGCCCGCAACAGGGACUAGCAGCGAGACGUCAAUCGCCAACCGGUGGUGAUCCAAGUACCCCGUCUGAAGCAUUGAAGGAACUUAAAGCAAAACUGUGGUAGCAAGCGAUGGACGAAGAGUAUCGAGCGCAGAUCGAGAACAACACUUGGGAGCUGCAGCUCCCAGAACUACCAGCGGACCGAAAAGCCAUCGUCAGCAAGUGGUUGUGCAAAUCGAAGGGGAACGAAAAAGGGAACAUUGUGCGACACAAGGCAAAACUGAUUGCCCAAGGUUUCAACCAGAAGUACGGCGUAGACUUCGACGAGAUCUUUGCUCCCGUUGCCAAGCAGGUGACUCUC